Molecule: messenger RNA, 3456 nt
Organism: Sabethes cyaneus
Lineage: Eukaryota; Metazoa; Arthropoda; Insecta; Diptera; Culicidae
Exons: 4
Coding region: 1-3456 (1151 amino acids)
Biological process (GO): DNA integration
Molecular function (GO): nucleic acid binding
Source: RefSeq, a predicted model, not a curated record
AUGGCAGAAGGCGGUGGAAAUAAUGAUGCUUUUCCUGGAUUCGCAGAAACUCCCACACAAGAGCUGUUGAAGCAAAUGGCGGAUCAAAAUACACGUCUUUUACUUCUUCUGGAGCGGCUUUCUGGACAGCCGGCAACACCAGCAGUCUCCAAGCGGAGCGUUGACCAAAUUGUCGAAUCACUUUCAUCGACAAUCAAGGAAUUUUUCUAUGAUCCAGCUGCUGGAAUGACAUUCGACCGAUGGUUUAACAAAUACGAGGAUCUGUUCAGUGCGGACGGUAGAGAGCUGGAUGACGCUGCAAAAAUACGUUUGCUACUGCGUAGUUUGAGUGUUCCUGUUCACGAAAAGUUCACAAACUAUCUCCUACCACAAGACCCACGGGAUUUUACCUUCGACCAGGUAAUCCAGAAGCUGAAAGUUAUAUUCGGUCAGUCGAAAUCACUCUUCAGUAAACGCUACGAAUGUUUUCGUGUGGUUAAGUGCGAUGCUGAUGAUUACGUCACCUAUGCCGGAGUCGUAAAUCGUUAUUGCGAAGAUUUUGAUUUAGCAAAUCUCACAAUCGACCAGUUUAAAGCACUGAUUUUCGUCUGCGGGUUGCAAUCUUCAAAGGAGACGGAGGUCAGGGCGCGUCUUCUCUCCAAGCUGGAAUCAGAUGCUGGAAAGGAGACCAAUCUCGAAGUGCUCAUAACGGAAUGUCAGCGACUGUCUAACCUAAAACACGAUACGGCGCUUGUAGAAAAGAACACAUCGUCCAGUGUGCAAGUGAUUCAGCAACACAAGCAGCACCAUAAGCAACCGAAAGCUGCUACGAAACAAAGAUCUUCCUCGUUCACCCUGUUGGCAUGCAACCGACAAGGACACAAAGAGGGAUACUGCAGCUGUUUCAACAGAACUGUCAAAACGUCUGGUGAAAAUAAACAGUCGCAACCGCCGCAACAGCAACAGAAGCGGAACAAAAAGCAUACUCAGUCGAACAGCGUAUAUUCAGUCAACCAGGUACGCAGUGAACGGAAAUAUGUGACAACGCAGAUCAACGGUCACACUGUAAAAUUACAACUCGACUGUGGCUCGGACAUAACCAUUAUUUCGGAGCAGAUUUGGAAAAAGUGUGGAUCUCCAGUUUUCUCUCAUACCGAACACAGAGUACGUACAGCGUCCGGUGAACAGUUGCCUCUUCUGGGAGAAUUUUCCUGUACCAUGCAGAUCGGCGAAGAGCAACGUAGUGGAACUUGUUACGUCACAUCAGUAAAUAAUUUGAAUUUAUUCGGUCUGGAUUUCAUGAAUGCUUUCGAUGUUUGGGCGAAACCGUUAACAAGCAUCUGCAAUCAGGUAAAUCAUUCUACUGCUAAUAAUCCUGUAAACUGGUACUUCACCCGUUUUCCCGAAGUUUUUAAUGAUUCGUUGGGUCAUUGCACAAAGACAAAAGUGAAGCUUUAUCUGAAACCUGAUGCACAACCGGUAUUCAGAGCUAAACGACCAGUACCUUUUCACGCAGUUUCCAAGGUUGACGAUGAACUCGAUCGACUUCAACGGCUUGGCAUUAUCUCGCUAGUAGAUUUUUCGGACUGGGCCGCACCAAUUGUCUCAGUAAGGAAGCCGGGCGGAAGAGUACGAGUCUGCGCAGAUUACUCGACAGGACUCAAUUCAAUGCUCGAACCGCACCACUAUCCGCUACCGUCACCAGACGAUAUUUUCUCGAAGUUGUCUGGAAACAAGGUAUUCAGCAUAAUCGAUUUGUCGGACGCCUAUUUACAGGUCGAGGUAGACGACGAAUCCAAGCAGAUUCUGACGAUUAAUACACACCGCGGGCUAUUUCAAUUCAAUCGGUUGGCUCCGGGAGUAAAAUCGGCACCUGGUGCUUUCCAGCAACUUAUGAGCAAGAUGAUCGCGGGUCUGGAAGGAGUGGAUUGCUUUCUCGACGACUUCAUUGUCUACAGCGUCAACAAAGAGCAACAUGACCGUAACCUGGAAAAACUUUUCAGUCGUAUCCAAGAAUAUGGAUUCCAUUUACGUCCAGAAAAGUGUAGUUUCUACAAGUCCGAAAUCAGGUACCUGGGCUUCAUCAUCAACGCUGACGGUAUUAAACCUGAUCCGGAGAAGGUGGCUUCAAUUGUCAAAAUGCCACAACCAAAAGACGUCAGUGAGCUUAGAUCAUUCCUCGGGGCAGCAAAUUUCUACGGGAAGUUCGUCCGGAAAAUUCAUCGAAUCAGACAGCCACUCGAUGCUCUCCUGAAAAAGGAUUCCCAGUUUGUGUGGAGUGCACAGUGCCAGGAAGCUUUCGACACAAUCAAGAAAGUAUUACAAUCAGACUUGUUACUGACGCACUACAAUCCGUCAUUGGAGCUGAUUGUAGCCGGCGACGCUUCCAAGACCGGAGUAGGAGCGGUCAUUAUGCAUCGUUUUCCUAACAACCAGCUCAAAGCGAUUGCGCACGCUUCGAAAACUCUUACCAGCACUGAACAGAAGUAUAGUCAAGUGGAAAAAGAGGCAUUAGCUCUAGUUUUCGCAGUAACCAAAUUUCGUCGUAUGCUGCUAGGACGCAAGUUCACGUUGCAGACGGAUCAUCAACCGUUACUGAAAACAUUCGGGUCGAAAAAGGGUAUUCCACUACAUACCGCUAAUAGACUUCAACGUUGGGCUUUAUCGUUGCUUGGUUACGAUUUCAACGUCGAAUACGUUUCCACAGAUAACUUCGGGUAUGCAGAUGUGCUCUCCCGACUGAUUAGCAAUCAUCAAAAGCCCGAGGAAGAGUAUAUCAUAGCAGCCAUUAGUCUGGAAGAUGAGGUCAACGCAGGUCUAGCUGAGUGUUUCACUUCACUACCGGUGAAUUUCAGGAUGGUUAGCGCAGCUACCAAGAAAGACGCGAUUCUUCAAUUUCUCCAGGAAUCUUUCGCCCGUUUUGGUAUACCCGCGACCAUUAUUACUGACAAUGGAACGCAGUUCUGUAGCAGUGAGUUCAAGAAACUGUGUGACGAACUUGGAAUCAUCCACAUUCGUACUGCCCCGUAUCAUCCGCAGUCAAACGGGCAGGCGGAGCGGUUUGUGGACACCAUGAAACGGUCGUUACGCAAAAUCGUUGAAGGGGAAGCAUCAGGUCGGCGAAAACUGGUACGCUCCCACGUGAAUCAGCUGAGACAGAGAUUCAACGAAGCAGUUAAACCGUUACCAGUGCCAAUCCCGCUGGAUAUUCUGGUGGACGAUUUUCAGUUAACACAGUCAUCAAUACAGCACACCAUCGCUCCACAGAAUCGGACAUCGGAUGGCUCGAUUCCUGCGCAGCAGCGUCAGGAUGAUAGUCAGACAACUUCGGACAGUGAUGAAUUCUUUGAGUCGGAGGCUGGCUCAGCAGUUGCAUCUCAGGCAGUAGUUCAGCCUGGAUCGACGAAUGCUCCUAGACCAGUUAGGGCCAGUCGCUUACCAAAACGUCUAGAGGACUACAUCGUAGGUUUCACUUAA